ACCGGAAGUGCUAGAAUUCUAGUUUCCGACGGAAGAUUUAUCUGGGCGACGGUAAUAACAACUCUCCGGCGACAAAGAGAGAAGGAGAUGACGACAAUGAGCCAUCGCAAGCAAAACACGAGGCUGCCACCGGAGGUGAACCGCGUGCUCUACGUCCGUAACCUCCCCUUCAACAUAACGAGCGAGGAGAUGUACGACAUCUUCGGCAAGUACGGCGCGAUCCGCCAGGUUCGAAUCGGCUGCAGCAAGGACACCAAAGGCACGGCCUUCGUCGUCUACGAGGACAUCUACGACGCCAAGAACGCCGUGGACCAUCUCUCCGGGUUCAACGUCGCGAACCGGUACCUGAUCGUGCUCUACUACCAGCACACGAAGAUGAGCAAGAAGUUCGACCAGAAGAAGAACGAGGAAGAGGUCGCCAAGCUGCAGGAGAAGUAUGGUGUCUCUACCAAAGAUAAGUAGACACGUGUCCUCCUCGAUUUCGAUCCGAUUAGAUUGUUAUCAUUACUUCGUCCUGCGAUUUAGGUUUUUUUUUUAAAUUGGGGGAAAGGUCAAACCUUUUUGCUUGAGCUGUAUUGAGUUGAUAUGUAUGUUGAACCAAGCAAUGACAGUUACCUCUUUUCAGUUC
This is a messenger RNA of Raphanus sativus (radish), 628 nucleotides long. Its product is annotated as splicing factor 3B subunit 6-like protein. The transcript has a single exon. The coding region runs from base 88 to 462 and encodes 124 amino acids. Gene Ontology annotation, biological process: mRNA splicing, via spliceosome. Gene Ontology annotation, cellular component: precatalytic spliceosome; U2 snRNP; catalytic step 2 spliceosome. Gene Ontology annotation, molecular function: RNA binding. NCBI's taxonomy places the organism in Eukaryota, Viridiplantae, Streptophyta, Magnoliopsida, Brassicales, Brassicaceae. The record is from RefSeq and is a predicted model, not a curated record.